AUGGCCACGAAAUGGCGCAAAUUCAGGUCAGCACAAGGCAACCAAGGCGUCGUUUCUCCAGGGUUCCUGUCUCACCUCGCUCCAAGCAAUAGCGCCGAUACCGUCACACAGCCACCUCAAUCGUCAAUCGAACAGCUACCGUUUGACCCCGGUACGACAUCCUGGUGGAUGACUGACCCGACAAUUUGGUUCUGGUUCAGAAGCUCAGGCCGCGACCGAACUGCAGGGAGCAUGGCGCCAGCGUCUGGCAAACUCAAGCCUCUGGCCCCUGCUAGUGUCUUUGGCUUGUGUUUCGAGUACGCAAAACAACAUAGUCGCAUGUUUGUGAUUUCCAACCACCACGAACUCACAGCUUCCGUUCCUGCUGAGGAUUUGUCUGCCAUACAGGCUCCUGGGUUGACUAGACCAUGGUGCGGUCUGCGCGCUCUGCUGCAGCAUGGCUCGCUAGCGCUGUCGAUUGUCAUUGCUCACGCCAUGGUUCUGGGUUGCUGA
Pochonia chlamydosporia 170 is the source of this 492-nucleotide messenger RNA. RefSeq lists its product as hypothetical. Lineage: Eukaryota; Fungi; Ascomycota; Sordariomycetes; Hypocreales; Clavicipitaceae. The record is from RefSeq and is a predicted model, not a curated record. The transcript has a single exon. Bases 1 to 492 code for a protein of 163 amino acids.